This is a messenger RNA of Cornus florida, 2106 nucleotides long. Its product is annotated as pentatricopeptide repeat-containing protein At1g19720-like. The record is from RefSeq and is a predicted model, not a curated record. The transcript has a single exon. Lineage: Eukaryota; Viridiplantae; Streptophyta; Magnoliopsida; Cornales; Cornaceae. Gene Ontology annotation, molecular function: RNA binding; protein binding. Gene Ontology annotation, biological process: RNA modification. Bases 1 to 2106 code for a protein of 701 amino acids.
AUGACCACUCUCAGAAGUGGAUUGCUUCUUCAUUCUAAUAAUUUUCUUCCCGAGAGUUCAUCCUCCGACCGUUUAACCCACAAACUCAACCUUUCCCAGGCAAAAUUUCAAUUUCGACCCUCAACGGCUCGAAAUCUUGGUUUCAAACAAGCACUAGUGUCAAACCAGAGAAACCCAAAAUCCCAUUUAGUUCCAGUUGCUCAGGAUGCGAGAGAUUGUAGUGUUCAAAGUCUGGAAAGCGUUGAUGAGUGUCUGUCUCUUUUAAACCUACUCAACAAAAAUAGUAACUGUUCUUAUGACAUCAAGCAAAUUCAUGGUCAAUUCGUCAAAAUGGGUUCUAUCAAGUCAAAUAGUUUGAUUGGAAAUAAGCUUGCUAUUUCGUAUUUGAAAGGAAGGGGGUCAUUAAAUGAUGCACGACGGUUGUUCGAUGAAAUUCCUGAUAGAACAGUACCUGCCUAUGCUGCCCUUAUAGGAUCAUAUUCUCGGUCCGAGCGAUGGGAGGAGCUGUUCUCAGUGCUUGGCUUGAUGGUUCACGAUGGAUUACUACCUGAUAAGUAUCUUGUGCCCACCAUUCUCAAAGCGUGCUCUGCGGUUCAAUUACUGAGUAGUGGUAAAAUGGUACAUGGGUAUGUCAUAAGGAAGCAGCUCUUGACAGAUGUUUUUGUUGGGAAUGCCCUUAUUGAUUUGUAUGCAAAUUGUGAUGAUUUGAGAUCUUCAAAAUAUGUUUUUGAUACAAUGCGGGAGAGAGAUGUAGUUUCGUGGACUGCUCUCGUUUCAGCUUACAUGGAUGGAGGCCUUUUGGAUGACGCAACAAAUGUUUUUCAGUCAAUGCAGUCAAAUGGAGUAAAGCCCGAUUUAAUCUCAUGGAAUGCACUUGUGGCAGGUUUUGCUCGGAAUGAAGAGACUGAUUUGGCUCUCCUAUCUUUGGAAGAGAUGCAAGAGAAAGGAUUGAAGCCGAGGGUCUCUUCUUGGAAUGGGAUUAUUUCAGGUUGUGUUCAAAAUGGAUAUUUUGAAGAUGCUUUGGAUGUGUUUGGUAUGAUGUUAAGCUUUCCUGAGGAUCCAAAUGUUGUGACGGUAGUCAAUAUCCUACCGGUUUGUGCAGGCUUGAAAGAUCUUAAUUUGGGCAAGGUAGUUCAUGGAUAUGCUCUUAAAAGUAAUUUUUGUAAAAAUGUUCAUGUGGAGGGGUCAUUAAUUAAUAUGUACUCCAAAUGUGGAAGGAAUGAUUAUGCAGAGAAAAUAUUUGCUACAAUACAGAACAAGAAUGUUGCUGUGUGGAACGAGAUGAUUGCAGGUUAUGUGAAUGAGGGUAAAAUGGAGUCGGCACUAAGGCUUCUUAGACUGAUGCAAAAUUAUGAUUUAAAACCUGAUAGGAUUACCUUUAACACAAUGCUUUCUGGGCAUGCAAGAAAUGGAGAAAAGAAUGAGGCAUGUAAGUUGUUGUCUGAGAUGAGCGUGGUGGGUUUGAAGCCAAACAUCUUUUCCUUUAAUGUCCUCAUAUCCGGUUUUCAACAAUCUGGGCUCAGUCAGGAAGCUUUAAAGUUGUUCCGCGUCAUGCAAUCACCUUUAAGUAAGUGCUCUAAUAUUGAAGUGCCAGAUGAGUCUAUACAACCAAGUCCUGUCACAACUACAAGUGCAAUUGCAGCUUGUGCUGAUCUAAGUUUAUUGCGUCAAGGAAAGGAAAUCCAUGGACGUGUUCUGAGGAAUGGUUUUGAACCCAACAUCUUUGUGUCAAGUGCAUUGAUUGAAAUGUAUGCAAAAUGCCAUGAUAUUGUUUCAGCAACUAAAUUAUUCUUGAAAACUGAGGAUAGAAAUACAGUUACCUGGAAUUCUUUAAUUGCAGGGAACCUUAAUAAUCAACAGCCUGAAGAGGCUCUUAAAAUUUUCUGUGCAAUGCUUGAUGAAGGCCUCAAACCAAGCUUGGUAACCUUUAUGAUACUUCUUCCAGCCUGUGUUUAUAUGGGAACUCUGAAUUUUGGGAGAGAAUUGCAUGGCUAUAUUGUGAAGAGUCAUCUCGAUGAACCCACUAGUAUCCUUUCAAGUGCCUUAACAGACAUGUAUGCUAAAUGUGGUUGCAUGGAAGAUAACAAACUGGUUUCAUCUCCAUAA